Varroa destructor (honeybee mite) is the source of this 2928-nucleotide messenger RNA. RefSeq lists its product as uncharacterized. The record is from RefSeq and is a predicted model, not a curated record. NCBI's taxonomy places the organism in Eukaryota, Metazoa, Arthropoda, Arachnida, Mesostigmata, Varroidae.
UUUGUCCAUAACAAGAGAUAACAAAAGAAACAGCACGACUACGAUUGUGCCUUGUUUUCAUACCCGCCAGGGCUAAAUUUGGAGUUGAACAGGAAAGGUUUAAUUCGCGGAAGACUUUCGGGAGCAGUCUACCUACAGAUGAAGUUCAUCGAGGUGAUGGUGGCUACGUUUAAACGAAAAUUAAAUUAAACUAUUAUGUAAUUCAUUUCUAAGUGGUGCUUGCUAAAAAUGAUAGUUAGGAAAUGUAUCAACAAACUCUGUAUACCCCACUCUGUAUAUGUGAAUGUUACCUCUCUAGGAGAAGACUCAACUUUUCAUCUCGGUGGCCAAAAUUUGGCUCGGCUUAAUGGCCGAGCCACUGUGGCCAUGGAAUCGUUUUGCGGCCCUGUAGUGCCAUCUAGCGUUCGUCACCCCGUUUCCUCCUCACCCCAGCUGUUGAUACGGAUGACGAACCAACGAAUUGACAGCGCGCGCGAUUCGGCGCUGGUAACGAUAGCCAUCGACGCCAGCAACAGCUCCUUUACCGGCCGAUUGAGGGGCCAACCGACAGGGUGUUGAAUACCGCUCCUGAGUCGCUAUCUUAGAGUAGUGCGUUCACAAUGAGCACCGCAACCACCGGAGUUCCGAAAGUGCAUGCGGUUUAAGUCCUCAACGGCAAAAGAAGCCCCUAGCAGUCCUAGUGAAACUGCUCGACUAGAUGGGAUCCGACUAGGAGCCAUGGCUAAAUGAAGCUAAAUAGUUAUACCUACAUACGUGCGGAUAUAGACAAACAGGGAAUGGAUUCUUUUCAUAUUUUCUCGAGACAUGCUGCAAAUAUCGCAACGGGAACCACUAUGCAGCAAACAUAGUGUACAAGUGGAACCGAUGGCCUAUGAUGAUUUGUAAUAGCAGGUGAAAUGACAGUGAUACCGUAUAAUUUAACGCAGUAGCUAAAGGAUACGAUUUAAGUGUUUGAUGAGGACUUCUGAGUUCAUGAGAAAGAGGAGUAUGACAACAAUUAAAGCAUUGAUAGUAUGACGCAGCCAAAAGCUGAUAGUGGUGUUCACAGGAAGGAUAUGUCGCCUUAUCAUGCCGAAUGGGACAACCGUUGAACGAGAAGGUCCGCGAUACAUCUCAGAGCGCGAUAAGUGAAAGAGUCCAGGUUUAGGCCCAUAGCUCAUUUGUGCACCUAAUAUAUAGUGAUGGAGUUUUGCUCCGUUAAUGUCCUGUGACGUCAGUCUAUCAGAUAAUACGAGAAACGAGUGCACGGAAACGAUAUUCCGGUAACACAAUGUUUCGCUAAUGCGUCAGGCUAUUAGCACACUACUUAUUCUAUUUAUUUCCUAAAUGACACAUUAAUCGAAUGUACAGAUGACUGUUCAACUUGAUUUUGGCGACACUAAUGUUCAUCUAGUAAAAUCAUUCAAUUUUAGACGUGCGAUUCGUACGAUCCCGUCAGGUGGAUGAUGUCAUGCAUCGCAAUGUAUGCAAAGUCACACUUUAUACAGAUAGAGUCGAUUGCCAAUAUCUUGUACUCACUGUGUGCCAAUCUGAAUUGAUCCAAACGGUUCAUCAAGACUUGCCUUAAUAUCUUUACUCCCUUCAGCCUUUAUGCUAUCCUACGCGAGGCCGCGGCAGGACAUCCACUCAUCAAAAAUAGAUAUAUAUUUAUAAAUAAGUUUUUCAUCAAAUCACCAUAACGGGUUCCUGUGAAAAACUCAAAUUCGUCAAAUGGCGUCAUUCGAACCCGAUCUCCUAAUUCUGCUAAUCGGUCUAGCAGCCAUUGUCCUCACUUUUGCCAUCAUCGCGGCAGUACUGUACCUUUGGAAAAUGCUUCGCAAGGAGGUGCGAUGGCCAGGCUUGCAAAAUCCCUAUGGCUGGCCAGCAGAUAUGAUCGGCGACCUCGACGCUCAUACUGUCGACAAAAGUGUAUGUAAACAGAGACUUCGACCAAGUCGUCUCGAAAAGAAUGCCAAGAAAUUUCAUAAAACACUGGCCGACGUCCUCCCAGAAGCGGAACCUCCUCCAGUCCCUGUUCGCGUAGACUCGCUUACAAGUUCCGACCGGAGAGCCCUUGAGUCAGUCGGACGUCAAAUGACCAAGAAUUCCGAAAAAGAAUUCGAUACCAUUCGGAGUAUGCAGGGGCCGGCUAUAAAACAGCGACAGUCGACGGUCGAGAAAAAAAGCCGAAACACUUUGGAAGGUGUCUUUCCCUCGACCUCGAAUGCUUCAGCCUCAGAGGAGCAAGUAAAAGUACGACGAGAUCGAAAACGUGCAAGCAGCGGGUACCGCGAUGAAAAACGAAGAUCACCAAAAAAUUCCUUUAGGGAACACAGCUAUCUACCGCAGGCCCAUUUGCAACCCGCCCAAAGAGAACGGCCAAAUGACCACGCCAUUGAGAUUACUGAGGACAAUGAGCCCCCUCCACCGUACAGUGAAGUUCGACGUUACCCAUAACGGGGCCAUUUAAAUUAUUGGAUUUGGAAGUGUUGAAAUCUGUUAAUAUAGGAUGACCUCAGCGAAUGACGUACUGCAGCUUUGACCAUCUCAAUGCAAUUCAGCAUGCUAAGUAGUGAUAUGAUACAGACUUUCAUAGUACAUCGACGUUACACAAAAUACACACAUCUCAAUUACAGUGAUACUAGAAUGACCCGAAACCGUCACCCAAGAAAAGAGCAUGGACUUAUUUCUGUAUACUAUAACAAAUAUAUGUCCAUACAAUUGCAUUCGAGAAAAUAUCGUUUUAUCAUACCUCGUUCGCAUGAAAUAAAAGCUCAGUUGGUGUAAAUUAAAUCAGACGCAGGGGUAGCCCGCUACCAGCCGUCGAUUGUGAUGACUUCAACGUUGCCAAUGAAAAUCAGCGUAAGUAACCGGAGACGACGAAAACAACAACGAAGUAGAAGAUAAGCGAGUGAAAACAACAUAAUGAUUUCUAGUCCCUAUAUACUA